UUUAGUGUAGCUCGGAGGGCUCAACGUAACAAGAGGGAGGACAGACAUGUAACAUGGAGAGAAGUAGCGCCACGUAGCCUGGAGGAGCAGUUUUUAAAAGCGGGAUAAAGUUGAAAGGAGACUACGGAGUGUGUUUGAGCCAUGGAGAAAGUCAGCAAAGACUCAAAGACUAACCCGGCAGCGACGGCGAGUCUUUUAUCAAAGAUCUUCUUCUGGUGGCUCAACCCUUUGUUUUCCACUGGCUCCAAACGCAAGCUUGAGGAAGAUGACAUGUACGAAGUGCUGCCGGAGGACAGGUCGGAGAGUCUGGGACAGGACCUGCAGAGAUACUGGGAUCAGGAGUACCUGAAGGCCACCAAAGAGAUGCGGAAACCUGGACUCUCCAAAUGCAUCAUUAAGUGCUACUGGAAACCAUACGCGGUGCUGGGACUCUUUACACUCAUUGAGGAGAUCAUUAAAGUGAUCCAGCCGGUCUUCUUGGGGAUGAUGAUCCUGUACUUUGAGAGUUACGACCCGAACGACACGACGGCUCUCAACGUGGCCCUGGGCUACGCAGCCGGCCUGUCCAUCUGCACCAUCGGCCUGAACUUGCUCCAUCACCUCUACUUCUACCACGUCCAGAGGACGGGCAUGAAGAUCAGAGUGGCCAUGUGUCACAUGAUCUACAGCAAGUCUCUGCGUCUCAGCAGUGCAGCCAUGGGAAAGACCACCACAGGCCAGAUCGUCAACCUCCUCUCCAAUGACGUCAACAAGUUCGAUGAUGUGACUAUCUUCCUGCACUUCCUGUGGGUGGGGCCCCUCCAGGCGGCAGUAGUCGUGGGACUGCUGUGGGUGGAGAUCGGACCGUCGUGCUUGGCAGGCAUGGUGAUCCUCAUGUUCCUGAUGCCUACGCAGACCUGGUUUGGAAGGCUCUUCUCUAAGUUCAGGAGUAAAACAGCCGUUCUCACAGACAGCAGAAUCCGCACCAUGAACGAGGUGGUGUCCGGAAUCAGGAUCAUCAAGAUGUACGCCUGGGAGAAACCCUUCUCUGCUCUGGUCACCGAGGUCAGGAGGAAGGAGAUCUCCAUGAUCAUGAAGAGCUCCUACCUCCGAGGCCUCAACAUGGCCUCCUUCUUCUGCGCCAGCAAGCUCAUCCUCUUCGUCACCUUCACCCUCUACGUCCUCCUGGGGAACACCAUCACGGCCAGCCGCGUGUUCGUGACGGUGUCGCUGUACACGGCCGUGAGGCUCACCGUCACGCUCUUCUUCCCGAGCGCCAUCGAGAAGCUGUUUGAGAGCCGCGUCAGCAUCCGCAGGAUUCAGGAGUUCUUGAUGCUGGACGAGAUCACAAAGAGCACCGCUGCACUGUCACAGGAUGAGAAGAAGGACGCCUCGGUGGAGAUCCGGGACCUGGUCUGCUACUGGGACAAGAAUCUGGACGCUCCAACUCUGCAGAACCUCUCCUUCACCCUGAACUCCAAUCAGCUGUUGGCUGUGAUCGGAUCCGUGGGAGCUGGAAAGUCAUCCCUGCUGAGCACCAUCCUGGGAGAGCUGCCUAACGAAAAGGGGGUGCUGAAGGUCAAAGGUCAGCUGACCUACGCCGCCCAGCAGCCCUGGGUGUUCCCCGGAACCGUCCGCAGUAACAUCCUGUUUGGGAAAGAGCUCAACCCCCAGAAGUACGAGAGAGUCCUCCGAGCCUGCGCUCUGAAGAGGGACAUGGAGCUGCUCCCAGACGGAGACCUGACACUGAUCGGGGACAGAGGAGCCACACUCAGCGGGGGACAGAAAGCUCGAGUCAACCUGGCGAGGGCGGUGUAUCAGGAUGCAGACAUCUACCUCCUGGAUGAUCCUCUGAGUGCUGUGGACGCCGAGGUCGGGAGACACCUCUUCGAACAGUGUAUCUGUGGCCUUCUGAAGAACAAGCUUCGUAUCCUGGUCACCCACCAGCUGCAGUACCUGCAGUCAGCCGACCAGAUUGUGGUCCUCAAGGAGGGUCACAUGGUGGCGAAGGGGAGGUACGCGGAGCUGCAGCGGUCCGGGUUGGACUUCACCUCCCUGCUGAAGAAGGAGGAGGAGGAGGAGCAGCAGCAGCAGCCUCCUCAAGACAUCCUGGUCAGGAACAGGACUCUGUCCGAGAACUCCGUGCUCUCUCACACCUCCUCCGUGCACUCGGUCAAAGACGGAGACCACUUACCGGCAGAGACGGUGCAGACGGUACCAGAGGAGAGUCGCGCCGAGGGAACCAUCGGAGUGGGCCUGUACGUCAAAUACCUGAAAGCCGGAGCCCACGUGGUGGUUCUGGUGGUCGUCAUACUGGUCAACAUUCUGGCUCAGGUAGCUUUCAUCAUGCAGGACUGGUGGCUGGCUCACUGGGCCGACGAGCAGGAGAAGCUGAACGUCACUGUCGUCAUCCAGAACGGACUGAACGUCACCGCAGAGCUGGAUACUACCUUCUACCUGUGCAUUUACGGAGGUUUGACUGCUGCCACCAUCGUCUUUGGCUUCAUCAGGAAUCUAUGGCUGUUCCACGUGAUGGUGAGGUGCGCACAGAAUCUGCACAACCGCAUGUUCAACUGCAUCCUCAGAACGCCGGUGCGCUUCUUUGACAUCAACCCCAUUGGAAGAGUCUUGAACAGGUUUUCAAAGGACAUCGGCCAGCUGGACUCUAACAUGCCGUGGACGUUCGUGGACUUCAUUCAGGUGUUCCUGCAGAUCCUCAGCGUGAUCGCCGUGGCGGUGUCGGUGAUCCCCUGGAUCCUCAUCCCGGUCCUCCCCCUCCUCCUCUUCUUCCUCUACCUGCGGCGCUACUUCCUGCAGACCUCCAGAAACAUCAAACGCCUCGAGUCUACCACUCGGAGUCCAGUGUUCUCCCACCUGUCGUCGUCUCUUCAGGGCCUGUGGACCAUCCGAGCCUUUGGAGCUGAGGAGAGGUUCCAGAAAGCCUUCGAUGCCCAGCAGGACCUGCACUCAGAGGCCUGGUUCUUGUUCCUGACCACCUCCCGCUGGUUCGCCGUCCGUCUCGACGGCAUCUGCUCCAUCUUUGUUACCAUCACCACCUUUGGCUGCCUGCUGCUCAGAGACCAGAUGGAUGCCGGCUCCGUCGGUCUGGCUCUGUCCUACUCCGUCACACUGAUGGGCAUGUUUCAGUGGGGGGUCAGGCAGAGUGCAGAGGUGGAGAACCUGAUGACGUCAGUGGAGAGAGUGGUGGAGUACACUGAACUGGAGAGUGAAGCACCCUGGGAAACCAACAAGCGUCCUCCUCCCGAUUGGCCCAGCAAAGGCCUGGUGACCUUCGACCGCGUCAGCUUCUCCUACGGCGGCGACGGACCGAUGGUGCUGCAGAACCUGAAAGCAAUGUUCCGACCCAAAGAGAAGGUUGGUAUUGUGGGCAGAACCGGUGCUGGGAAAAGCUCUCUGGUCUCAGCUCUGUUCCGCCUGGCUGAACCUCAGGGGAAGAUCUACAUCGACGGGGUUCUGACCUCUGAGAUCGGCCUCCACGACCUGCGCCAGAAGAUGUCCAUCAUUCCUCAAGACCCAGUGCUGUUUACAGGCUCCAUGAGGAAGAACUUGGACCCUUUCAGCCAGCACACCGAUGAAGACCUGUGGAAGGCUCUGGAGGAGGUGCAGCUGAAGUUCGUGGUGGAGGAGCUGCCCGGGAAGUUGGAGACGGUUCUGGCCGAGUCGGGCUCCAACUUCAGCGUGGGCCAGAGGCAGCUGGUGUGUCUGGCCAGAGCCGUCCUGAGGAAGAACCGCAUCCUGGUCAUCGACGAGGCCACGGCCAACGUGGACCCCAGGACAGAUGAGCUGAUCCAGAAAACCAUCCGGGACAAGUUCAGAGAAUGCACCGUGCUCACUAUAGCUCAUCGUCUCAACACCAUCAUAGACAGCGACAGGAUACUGGUGCUAGAUGCAGGGCAAAUUCAUGCCUAUGAUGCGCCUUACACCCUGCUUCAAGACCAAGAGGGCAUCUUUUAUAAGAUGGUGCAGCAGACUGGCAAACAGGAGGCAGCGGCUCUACUAGAGGCAGCUAAACAGGCGUACGACAGCAGAAGCCAUCUCAUAUCAAACGGACAUGCAGAAACAGCAGACGGUAGCUUGGUUAUCUUUGAGACCGCUCUGUGAGCCUCAGGGACUCGCUGCUUCGCCAGAAGACUUCACAAAGUGCCUGGGCUCGUACCGCGCCCCCCCUCCAGCCUCUGAGGUAGCACACAGGGCCUGAAGGUAAAAGGCCUCAUCCACUCCGGCUGGUGAGGAGACGGGAUCUGACGAGGCUGCGGCCUCACCGCGGCCUUGAACCGGCUGAGCCAAAUAUACGCACUUUACUUUACUUUAAGUAGCGUGGAAAUCACUGCUGUAAACAAAAUCUAAAUAGAGCACUAUUUAUUUUCUAUGCUUAAUAUUUAUCGUAUGUUAACAAAAUUGCCUCAGAGAUAUUGCUCUUACAUGGCCACAUAGUCCUUAUAAAACUCUAAGUGCCUUAUUAUUUCAAGAGUGCAGCAGUUUGUACACGUUAAUCUAAAGAAUGAUAUCUAUCCAAAGUUGCCUUGUGUUUGUAUAAAAAAAAAAUACUGAUUACCAAAUGUAACAAAUUUCACAGCAACAUACAUUUCUGCAAAAAAUCUGUUUUGUACGUUGACGUCUUGAAAUUUGACUGCAGAUUACACUUUAUUUUUUACCAGUUUCAAAUGCGUCAUGACUAUCUGACAUGUUAUAACUGCCAAUUUUUACAUUUUAUUAUGUUAAAUGCUGCAUAAACACCUACAGAUCUUACUUUAGUGAUGUCUUUCAGAUCAACCUACACACUCGUUUAGUAUAUUUACACAGAAAAGACAAAAAGUUUAUCACCUAAUGGAGUCUGUUAUACAGCAGUCUCUCUAAAUCUUGCCUCAGGCAGAAUUUUUUUUAUGGUAUACUAUACUGUGACAUUUUUUAUCGCAUCCUAUGCUCGGAGGAACUACAAGCUGUUAAAACAGAAGUGAAACGUCGAGGAAAGGGAAGAACUAAGGCUGUUAAAUCGACCUCUGAAGAGGAGCUGCAGUAGAAAAAGCCGAUGAAGUCGGUCAAAGAAGCCAGAGGUGUCAAAUUCAGAGUCAAAUUCACAGGAGUCUGUGCGAGCUGUGAGAAGGAGAGGAAAGCCUCCUGGACCCCUGCACGCACAAACCCGAAAAUCAAAGUCACGUGAAAGCUGGGAAAAGCUCCGUCCACGUCACAGAAGGCGAGCUGCUAUAACUGCAGGUGAUGCUGGAGAGGAGGCAUCACAACACCGUUCUGAGGAGAUCCAAGAGGAUUGCCAGAAGGAGAUGAAUGCGUUUGCUGGAGAUUCACUGAUGCCUAACUCCAACAAUGGGAUUUUUAUUUCUGUUUUAUCUUUUUAAGUAUGUGUUGUGUAUAAUGUUUAAGAAUUUACACCAGCUAUUUUAUUCUUAAUAUGAAAAUAAAAUGUAACUUUCAUAAGACUGGAUUCACAUCUGUUGCAUAUUUGAAUGUCAAGUUUCUACUUUAGGUGUACAAUAAAGUCAGAAUAUGACAAUUAUAAA
This is a messenger RNA of Sebastes umbrosus (honeycomb rockfish), 5516 nucleotides long. Its product is annotated as multidrug resistance-associated protein 4-like. Lineage: Eukaryota; Metazoa; Chordata; Actinopteri; Perciformes; Sebastidae. Gene Ontology annotation, biological process: transmembrane transport; monoatomic ion transport. The record is from RefSeq and is a predicted model, not a curated record. The transcript is spliced from 31 exons. Bases 142 to 4101 code for a protein of 1319 amino acids. Gene Ontology annotation, molecular function: ATP hydrolysis activity; ATP binding; ABC-type transporter activity. Gene Ontology annotation, cellular component: plasma membrane.